GAAGCAAUACCUGUUUUGAUAGCCAUUUGGUUGGCUUUUUCCUUGAGACCAACGAGCUUUAGAUAUAUACAUACAUAUCAUGCCUUUAAUCGGAGAGCUUCAGCACAACAACAUGGGGCUCUGCCACUGCCAUUCCAAUGGCUUUUCAUGGCGCGCACUGAUUGUGUGGACUACGCUAGUAACAAACAUGCUCAAUAGUUUCUUUGGUGUUGGAUGUCCUCAAGAAGAGUACGAAGCUCUUUUAGAAUUCAGAGCUUCGUACAACAGAACAGGUCUGUCGUCGUGGGGAAAGCAGAGAGAUUGUUGUCUCUGGGAGAGAGUUAUUUGCGAUAACAGCACCAAACAAGUGGCCGAACUGCAGUUAUCAGACUUUCUGACAUACCAACUAGUAACAUAUGGGAUCCUUGAUGUCCAAAGUUGGAAAUUGAACUUGAGCAUCUUUUCUUCGUUCCGUGAGCUACGACAUCUUAAUCUAUCUGCUGAUUAUAUAUCAGGCUCCCUCUCAAGCGCCGACAUAUCAGGGCUUGACAAGUUGGAAGUCCUUGAUCUGAGCAUAAACGAAAUUACUAUUACUAUCCCGCCAUCUUUUAGAACUUUACGCUCGUUAAAAGUCUUGAACUUGGGGGAUAAUAAUUCAAAUGGCACGCUAGCUAUCGAAGCCUUAGUAGGAUUGAAGAAGCUGCAGGUGCUUGAUCUUGCAGGAAGCCAUCUUACAGGAGAGAUCCCGAUGUCUUUGGGAUAUUUGACAUCUCUCAAAGUCUUGAAUUUGGGAAGAAAUAAUAUAACCGGAUCACUUCCUUCAGAAGUUCUCCAAGGACUAAAGAACCUACAGGAGUUGCAGCUUCAACAUAAUAAUUUCAACGGGAGUCUUCCUCUAACUUUAGGAAACCUUUCGAGCCUUCAGCAUGUUGAUCUUUCUUAUAACUCUUUCGAAGGAACGACACCGGAGCACCUCUUCACAGGACUUGGCUCACUUCAAUAUCUAGAUCUUUCAUAUAACAAUCUUCACGGAAAUUUUCCAUUGCACUCUUUUGCCAAUAUGUCAAAGCUUGAAGGACUCAUACUGUCAGACAACAAGGGACUAGAAGUGCAUAUUAAUAGUGGGAGUUCAUUUCAACAAGUGCAAUUGCGAAUUCUUAUGCUGUCAAGUUGUAAGCUGGAUAAGAGUGCCAUUCUCACCCCUAAUUUUCUCUGCUCUCAACGUCAACUCGAAGUGCUUGACCUCUCUGACAACCACCUGACAGGAAACAUCCCGGCUUGCCUACUCGACAACAACACCAAAAUGGAAUACUUGAACUUAGGAAGUAACUUAUUGACAGGACCAAUUCAUCUUCCCAGCCAUCACGUGAAAAGUAUGAAAAUAAUUGAUGUCUCUGUGAAUCUCUUUGUUGGCUCAAUCCGUUCUAAUAUUAGUAUGGUUUUUCCUAAUCUGAUGGUUCUUAACUUGUCAUCGAAUCAUUUAACUGGAAGCAUCCCUUCAUCAUUAGCUACCAUGAGACAAUUGCAGAUAUUGGAUCUCUCGGACAAUCUUACCAUCGGCAAAAUACCAGCUCAACUGACGAGUAAUAGUUCCCCAUUUGCAGUCUUGAAGCUUUCCAAUAAUAAUUUGCAUGGAAAAAUUCCUGAUGUAAACUUUGUUGGUUCUAGUGCAUGCUACUUGGAUGGUAACAUGCUAUCAGGAACACUACCAAGCAACAUCUCAAGAGAUAUAGAUAUACUGGAUGUCCGUGACAAUGAGCUAGAUGGUUCAAUUCCAGAAACCAUUUCGGAGGCAUCAUCUUUGAAGUAUCUCAUUCUCAAAGGGAAUCACUUGCAUGGACAAAUUCCGCAAAGCAUAUGCAAUCUAACGACACUUUUCGUAUUGGAUCUCUCCGACAACAAUUUCUCCAGUUCUUUACCUCCAUGUUUCCCUCCAGACGUACUUUAUCUCGAUCUGGCUAACAAUGCUUUCACUGGAGAAGUUCCACGUGUUCUUCUCAAUUUCUCACAGCUUCUAGUGCUGGACAUAAGCAAAAAUCACCUUUCCGGUCCGAUUCCAAUGCAAAUAGGAAGCGAGCUUGAAAUGAAUAUUCUUAUUAUGAGAGAAAAUUCUUUCAAAGGACAAUUGCCUGUUCAACUGUGCAAUUUGAGAAAAUUACGCAUAUUAGACCUAUCACAUAAUCAGUUUGCUGGAUCGAUACCGUCUUGCAUUGGUACAAUGGCAUUUAGAAUCACCAAAUCGGCUUUACUUUUUCAACUUUCGGACCUUUGGUCUUGGGCAUUUAUUUACCAUCACUGGUCUGUUGGUCACUCGUCUAUCGACCUAACCUACAUCUCCACUGGGGGGCUACAAGAGGAAGAGUUUAGCACUAAAGGCAAUUUGUAUGAGUACCAAAAUGAUGGUUUGGUUUCUAUGACCUUAAUUGAUAUAUCAGUAAACAAAUUAACAGGAAAAAUUCCAACUGAAAUUGGAAAUCUUAGUGGACUUGUUUCUCUAAACUUAUCCUACAACCAACUUACGGGUCAGAUCCCCGAAACCCUAUCAAAUCUAUAUCAGAUUGAGAGUCUUGACAUAUCCAACAAUAGAUUAAGUGGUGACAUUCCUUGGCAAUUAGGCCAAUUGAAGUUCUUAGAGGUGUUCUCUAUUGCCCAAAACAAUUUAUCUGGAUGCAUACCGAGUUUUCGAGAUCAAUUGGCCACUUUUGGUAAGGCUACUUACGAGGGCAAUGUUGGCCUACACGGACCACCAUUAGACGAAACAUGUGCUACUUCAUCAAACAAAACAACAUCAUCAGAAGAAGAAGAUAAAGAGGUUAGUAGUAUUGAUAGAAUCAUCUUCUAUGCAAUAUCUACAACUGCAUAUAUAGGAGGUUUUUGGAUUUCAAUAGCUUUCUUGUUUUGCACUCGCUGCGGACGGACUGUGCGCAUUAGACUGGAUAAUUGUGUUGAUUUCUUGUAUGGAGAAAUUUCAAUGGUUGUACAUAAAUUAGUUUUUAUGAAUCGGGGUGGCAAUAGAAAUAGGAAAAACCGUGUGUAAUAAAAUGUAGAACAUUUUCAUUAUAUAUAGUGAGAACUUCUCUUGUUUCCUGCACCA
Ananas comosus (pineapple) is the source of this 3073-nucleotide messenger RNA. Its product is annotated as probable LRR receptor-like serine/threonine-protein kinase At4g36180. The transcript has 4 exons. Lineage: Eukaryota; Viridiplantae; Streptophyta; Magnoliopsida; Poales; Bromeliaceae. Bases 80 to 3016 code for a protein of 978 amino acids. The record is from RefSeq and is a predicted model, not a curated record. Gene Ontology annotation, molecular function: protein binding.